AUGCUCUUUGUGAACCGGCUUCAAACGGAUCAUGACGCUACGCCUCCUGCACUUCGCAAGGCGUGCUCAUUCCCUCAAGCUCUGGCCAAACAUCAGUGUUGCGCUGCAUUUUUGCACUUUCUUCGGCUUCUGGAGCGGAUGAGCCCACCUUCAGACUUUCUGGAAGCCCAGUCAUCACUCCGCAGCCAGUUUGCUUCUGGCUUUCUCGACCCAGAUCUCUUGCACGUGCUGGAACAUGGCUUUCCUCCAGGCGAUCCUUCCGCAGUGACCGCAUUCAGGCUCAUGAAAGCUCAGCGAAUCCAAAAAGAUGCUCGAGACCAAGAGAUUGAAAAGAACCUGCGACAAGCUGAUGUACAGUCAGUGCUUGCGAAGCUUGAGUCUGACAUCAAGACGCUGAAGGAUCGGGCGCCAAGCGAGGCACAGGCUGCGUUCAAGCAUGCCAAAGAUCUCAAGUAUGUGCAGGAGCGACAAAAGAUUCUCGACAGCUCUCGGCUUUCUGGGCUAUAUUGUUUGCUUGGAACAAAGUGUGCGGACGCGAUCAUUGCUGGCCUGUUGGACGGCAUGCCACUUGGUGAUACGGAUCGCGUGUACUGGGUUGAUGUGGUGCCCAAUGAGUAUUGUGAAUUUGGCCGGGCGUGCAUUGAACGGACUUUGGGGGAUGGGCGGAACGUGUUGUACACUGGCUUUGUCACGCAGAAGCAAAUGGAUCGCGCCACCAAGUCUUUCCGGAACUACGUCUACAGCUGCUGGGAUGCGAUGGCUACGUCCCCGCCCAGGGUCCGGCCUCAAGAUGAUUCAGAAGUUUUGCCUACGCCAGAGUUGCAAAUCCUGGCGUGGGAGCAUGACCACCCCGUGUGGCCACAGCCUUUGCUGACCCGAUUCGAAGGUGGCACCGAGGAGCACAAUCUUUUGAUGGCAAAGAAAAAGGAGUUCGAUACAGCUUUUCCAGCAUCUGCCGAGAAUGCGUCGCAGGCUGCAAACGAACCACGCGGGGUUGGGCGUGCCGGGGGCUUUUGCGACUUUAGUGUCGAUGGUGGCGCAAGGCCGCUGGACAUUGCCAGGGAGAUUUCACUGCCUGCUGUUACCGACGCAGAUAUGGAAGCAGUGAAGAAGGGCAGGAUUGGAUGGUCAGAGGGUAAAUCUGGAAAGCCAUCAAUUCUCAUUGCAUCAAACCUCCAACUGUGGAUCGGGAAUCCCACGGACGAAGACACCAACUACGCGUCACAAGAACUCCUCGGAUUCGGAGUUGGUGCUUUCGAGGAGAAGGUUGUGAGCGACCCGGGUGCAGAGAGCAAUGUGCUCCCGUUCUGCUUCAAGUCCGAUUUGGACCUCAUCAGCUACCAGAAGAAACCGCAAGCGCUAUGCGCCUUUCUCCGAUUCCUGGCCAUCGAGAAGGGUUUGGGUGAGGUUCAGGUGGAAGAUCACAAUGUGACCCAGAAGUUUUUUCCUGUGACCACUCCUGGUGCUGACGCUGUGCCGGUGACCUUUCGCUAUGACGUUGCUGCCAAAGACUCCAAGGUGGUGAAACCACAGGCUGAGACGCCUGCGGAAGGUUCAGAUGCAGAUCAGAUUCUCAAGAAGCCGGCAGCGAAAGGCUUGAAACGGCCAGCCGCAGCCCACCCUGGAGGAAACGUGACAAAUCCGUUUCUGUACAAGACUGGCAUUUGGGGCAUCAAGCAAAAUGGAAAACAAGUCCUGACAGUGGGAGGAAAGUACAAGCACGUUGGCAAAUGCAAGGAGAUUGCAGACAUUGCGGCGGAUAUGUUGCGUGAAGGCAAACCACUCGAGGAAGUUCGGUCUGCGGUUGCACCAUAUGCGCAAGAGAUUGUGAAAGGUUCUAAGGUGUGGGAGUUGCGGUCCACGAAUUCGCACUACCGAGAACGCAUAGGGAUCGCUUUAGCACACACUCAAACGGUGAUUGGAGAAGUCAACCUGAUCGAUGUCAUCCAGCUAGAUGCCGAUUCAGUGAAAGCCAAUUUUAGCAAGCACCGGGUUCCUGCUGAAGUUUUGAAAGACUUUGUGCCUUCUGGUCGACGUGUGUUUGCAUGGGUCAUGGCCAACGCAAGUGAAUACGCAGUGGCCAAGCCAUACCAGCACCCCCUGGGUGCCAUCGUCUGGGUGGAUGUCGGACCAGAGACUUUGGCAACCGCUGAGUUGGUGAAGACUGUUGGCCCUCGUGACCAGGGCGGGGGAGACGAGCCCGCAGCUGAAGCUCCCAUGGCUGAAGAAGCUGUGAUGUCUGAAGCCCCCGUGGCUGAAGAAGCUGCGGAUCCGAACGAGUUUGCCAAAGGCGAAUUCGAAGGUGAAGAGGAGGACCUGGCUGACAAUGGAGACCAGGUUGUGGAAGACAUUGACUGA
Messenger RNA from Durusdinium trenchii, 2358 nucleotides. The record is from the annotation of a GenBank genome assembly. NCBI's taxonomy places the organism in Eukaryota, Dinophyceae, Suessiales, Symbiodiniaceae.